Fusarium tjaetaba is the source of this 1512-nucleotide messenger RNA. RefSeq names its product ribose-phosphate pyrophosphokinase. Gene Ontology annotation, biological process: ribonucleoside monophosphate biosynthetic process; purine nucleotide biosynthetic process; 5-phosphoribose 1-diphosphate biosynthetic process. Lineage: Eukaryota; Fungi; Ascomycota; Sordariomycetes; Hypocreales; Nectriaceae. The transcript has 3 exons. Gene Ontology annotation, cellular component: cytoplasm; ribose phosphate diphosphokinase complex. Bases 1 to 1512 code for a protein of 503 amino acids. Gene Ontology annotation, molecular function: magnesium ion binding; ribose phosphate diphosphokinase activity. The record is from RefSeq and is a predicted model, not a curated record.
AUGCGAAAUACACUUAUCUUCGCAGGCAAUUCCUGCCCGGUCCUCACAGGCCAAAUCUGCGAGAACCUGGGCAUGCAUCCUGCCAGCGCUGAGCUUACCCAGUUCUCUAAUGGUGAAACGAGCGUCAGAAUUCUGACAAGCGUCCGAGAGAAGGACGUCUUCGUUGUCCAGUCAGGCAGCCCCAGCAUCAAUGACUCCAUCAUGGAGCUUCUCAUCAUGAUCUCGGCCUGCAAAGGCGGUUCUGCUAACAAAGUCACUGCCGUUCUUCCUUAUUUCCCCUACAGCCGCCAGUCAAAGAAGAAGUCGCAUAGAGGUGCGAUUACUGCUCGCAUGCUUGCCAACUUGUUGGGUGUCGCUGGCGUUAAGCACGUUAUCACUGUCGACCUUCAUGCCUCGCAGAUGCAGGGCUUCUUCAAGUGUCCCGUUGACAACCUGCACGCAGAGCCUAUUCUUGCCAAGUGGAUCCGCCACAACGUGUCUAACUGGCGCGAAGCGGUCGUGGUCUCCAAGAACGCUGGAGGAACCAAGCGAGUGACAUCGCUUGCGGAUGCUCUCAAGCUCAAUUUCGGCAUUGUUACUACAGACAGGAAGCGUGUGAGUAACAUGACAGCGAGCAUGAUCAUGAGGCACUUCGAUCAUAAUGUUGAGCGUCAACCCACGCCGUUGGAGUCCAACCGACCCAUUCCCUACCGUGGACCCCCGGCUUCCGAGCGUGCUGUCGAGUCCGAGGCUACCCCUAGGAGGCAGACCCCCCCCCCUCGCUCUUCGCGAAUUGUGACGAACUCACAGGGCUCUCCUACACGGGUUAACAGCUCUGCCCGUUCAGUGACCUCCAACGCUGCCGAGGCUGCGGACCCCAACACUACCCCCCCUGCUGGAUCACCCGAUGGCUCGGCCGAUGGCGAGGCGGAUUAUGAUGACCAUAAAGCGUCUGAAGUUACACAGGGCCGUUUGGUCCAAGGUCGUAUUGUCGAGGAUGAUUAUCCGUCUCCUGAUCGAUCUGUUGUUGACGGCAGUGUGGAAGAUGAUCCAAUGACUAUGUCUCAUGCUUCAUCAUUCUUCGUCCCUGAGCCUCAAUCUCUCGGAGGAUCUGGCGACGCUGCAGCCAGCUCUGACGAGGAGGACAACGCAUUCGAGGACCCAGGCGCCGAACACCUUAUCACUCUAGUUGGCAACGUCAAGAAUCGAACCGUUUUCAUCGUGGAUGAUAUGAUUGACAAGGCUGGCUCUUGGAUUGCUGCAGCUGAGACGGUGGUCAAGAAAGGCGGAGCCAAGAAGGUUUACUGCAUGGCCACUCAUGGUGUUUUUGGCGGCGACAGUCUGGAGCAACUGCAAGCGUGCGAGUGCAUCGACCAGAUUGUUGUAACCAACAGCUUUCCAAUCGAUAAGGAUAGGGCACGCAGCAUCAGCAAGCUCGUGGUUCUUGACCUCUCAUUCCUGCUGGCGGAGGCCAUUCGACGUAACCACUAUGGCGAGGCUCUUUCGCCUCUCUUCCAACAUUAUGGUGAUUAG